AUGCAGUCGGGAAUCUCAGUCUCCCCAGAGCUCCAGGAUGCCUUCACCUCCUUCAGCGGCAACUCCUCGAGCUUCUGUCUCCCGGUGACCAUCACCGGAGAGAGCUUGACGCCCCUCAGUCCGCUAUCGUUUUCCGGCUCUCCUUCUAGUCCGGAAUCCUUUUUCUCCUCGCUGUCCCAGAUCUCCUCUAUCCUGCAGCCCAAGACACCAAUCUACCUCCUGCUCCGCCGCCCAACCUCCGCCGCCUCGAACCUGAUCGCUCUGACCUACAUCCCCUCCAAUGCGCCCGUUCGGCCUAAGAUGCUCUUCGCCUCGACUCGCUCAACCCUGACCCGCGAGCUCGGCACAGAGAAGUUUGCUUCCACCGUCUUCGCUACCGAGGAAGAGGAGAUCGUGAGCCCGGAUGCGUGGCGUGAGCGGGAUGGCGAGAACAGCCCUGCUCGUCGGGAGGAACUCAUGGGCGAGAAGGAGCGCGAGCUUGAAGCUGUGCGUAGGGCCGAGGCCGAGGCGAGGAGCGGCACCCUCCAGCGGGAUAUUGGUAUUGGAGGUACCUUUGGGCCGGGAUCUGGGUCUGGCAUGAGGGUUUCCAUGCCCGUUGACGAUGCGGCCAAGUCGGCUUUGAAAGAGCUACAAGACGGUGGCCUGGUGCAACUGACGAUUGAUAUUUCCACCGAGAAGAUUAUUCUCGCCGACAGCCAGUCUGGUGUUGACGCCGGCGCUGUUGCCACUCACAUCUCCUCGACCUCCCCCGGUACUCCUUCUACCACUACCCUGGCUCGGAUGUCGUUGUCUUCGUGUACACCUGCCCCACUGGAUCUUCGAUUAAGGAGCGCAUGCUGCACGCUAGCUCGCGUAGGAACGCUAUUGCGGUUGCCGAAGAAGAGGAUCGAGGCUUCAGGGCCGGAUGAAAUCACUGGAGAUCGACUGCAAGAAGAAGUCCAUCCGUCACAGAACACGGGUAUUGCGCGAGGAUUCGCUCGUCCUCGUCGCCCCGGCCGGUAA
Penicillium argentinense is the source of this 1002-nucleotide messenger RNA. RefSeq lists its product as uncharacterized. The record is from RefSeq and is a predicted model, not a curated record. Gene Ontology annotation, molecular function: actin monomer binding; actin filament binding. The transcript is spliced from 4 exons. Bases 1 to 1002 code for a protein of 333 amino acids. NCBI's taxonomy places the organism in Eukaryota, Fungi, Ascomycota, Eurotiomycetes, Eurotiales, Aspergillaceae. Gene Ontology annotation, biological process: barbed-end actin filament capping; actin filament depolymerization. Gene Ontology annotation, cellular component: actin filament; cytoplasm.